Molecule: messenger RNA, 4482 nt
Organism: Fusarium odoratissimum NRRL 54006
Lineage: Eukaryota; Fungi; Ascomycota; Sordariomycetes; Hypocreales; Nectriaceae
Exons: 3
Coding region: 1-4482 (1493 amino acids)
Source: RefSeq, a predicted model, not a curated record
AUGGAAACCGAGAGCCUGUCCGAUCUGUUCCGUCGCCUGGAUGCGCGGAAUCGCGAGAAUGUGGCACUCGCCGGCUUGGGGAUCCGCACAUCGGCAGAUAUCUUCGAGGCCAUACAGAACCAGUACGAGCACUCUAGUGGCCAGAGAAUUGCGGCAUGUGGAGGGACGGUCGAUAGUCCGGCACUGGCAAAUCUGGGCAUUCGGACGUCGACUGACAUUCUAGAGGCGUUGAACGGGGAGAACGGCCGAGAAAGUGGUGACGUGAGCUCACAGCGACGUCAUCGUCCUCAUCAGACGUCGGGGACCGUGUCAUCGGGUCAAAGCCAGAUUGUUGGCGGCGCCAAAGAUACAGUAGGGAACGGGUCUCAAGAGCAGUCGAGGCAUGGGAAUGAACUGAAGAGGUCCGGCCCUCGCGGCAACGACGGUCAGCUGCCACGCAAACGUACCAGAACUGUAGGGCGCCAGGAGCGGAGCCAAUCUGAGGAGGCGGAUGACCUUGCCGACGUGCUGCGUGUGUUGGAGGAAGAGUUCGCAGAAAAGGAGCGGCUAUCUGAUGACCAGACAUGGUGUAUGCCUGUGAGCCACGAGAGAAAGGUGAAGACGGUCGAGGAGUUCUAUAAAGCGUUCCACGACGUGAGAACGCUGCCGGUCCUCACCUGUAUGUUCUGUUAUCGUAAGCAUAGCAGAGCUGAGUUGCAGUAUGUUGACUGGGACUGGUGGGUGGCAAAUGCCAUCGAAAAGCGCGACGGCUCACCUUUCAAGUGCGUUCAGUGUUUCCCUGUAGGACAGAAGAUUCUCGGGUGCGCAGACUGCGUGAGACACCUGGGGAGAGGUGCGUUAUCGGCAGCAGCGCGGCUGCACACGCAGUUGGGAUGCGAGCACAUGUUUCCUGACGAGCUGAAGGAUCUCACGCCGGUCGAGGAGAAGCUGAUUGCGCUGAACUCGUGCUACGGCUUCAUCACCAAGCACAGCGUCUCAGAUGGACACAGACAAGGCGCGACCUACCCGAGACAUGUGAAGGGACAUAUCACGGUAUUCCCAAACAAUGUGCAGGAGCUAGCAACGAAUGUCCUCCCACAUCCGCUCUUGAAGGUCAUGGAUGAUGUCCAUAUAUCAUGGCAGGGGCAGGAGAAACCAGCGCCGAGUGACCUGUCAACGUUACUAUCGGUGCGACGUAACGCCGUUGAGAAGGCAUUGCUGUGGCUCAAAAGGUACAAUCCGUUGUAUGCCGACAUCGAAAUUGACGAGGCGGAAUUGGAUAGUUGGGAUGCGCCGUCACACGGAGUGCCUUCCCAAGUUUUUGAUCGACUGGAACGGAAUGAGCCUUCGGCGAGGGGGAAGAUGCAGACGGCGCACAUUGUCCCACCCACAGAGCGCGAUAUCGACGAUCAUGAACCGGUAGAUAUCCAAGAGAUCAUGGCAUCGUUAGCCGAGGGCCUAAGCACAUCAGGAGAACCAGAAGUUGAUGGCUUCACCUCUGGUGAGGAUGGUGACGAUUGGGUCGGUAAUAACAGAGAUCGAGUGGACGAAACAGAAUCAUCCGGCAUGUUCAACUUGGACGGGCGUCCAGAUAUCCCAGAUGCGGAGAAGCUACGGUAUCUCGUCAAGUCCAUGGGUGAGGUGGGACCCGGGGAGCAUACACACGGAAGUACCUGGAAAGGGUCAGCCAAGGUGAGGCACGGGGGCGCCGUCGAGCCUUACAUCGUAGUUUCCCGUGGUGAAGUCUUUGCAGAUUCCUUUGACACCUGGUUUCUAGCCAAAACAUUUCCCAGCUUGUUCCCGCUGGGCAAAGGCGGUCCCCGGCAGGCCGAAGAGCACUCCAAGGAUGCGACAGGGCAAGUGCAUCCUAUUUUCGAGCUGGAAGCCGCUGCGCAACACCUCGUAUCGUCCCGGAACAUGAGCUUGGAGGCUUGGGUGAAAAUGGUGAUCCAGCGACACGGCGGCCGCUUUGCAACGCAUCCUGUCUUUCCCUUUCUCGUUUUCAAUAUAGGGGUGCGGUCUAGAAACCGCCGCGUGAGCAUGGCAAGCAUGCGGAGGAGUGAUUUCCCGGAGGUAGAACGUACCAUCCAAGACUUGACCGCGUCAAGGCUUGAGAAGGCGAGGGGAGAGCUAGAGGCUUGCGGUAAGACUGCCGAUCCAGACGUCAACCGGCUGCUGAGGAACCUGUCACUUUACGGCUACCGUCAGCCGAUGUCAAGGGAGAGCCGGCUGACGAUGCGGCGGAAGAUCAAAUCCCUCAUAAUUCGGUACGGCAUCCCCGCCAUCUGGUUCACGCUCAACCCAAACGAUAUCACGAACCCGAUAAAGCUCAAGCUGGCUGCAUACCGUACCCGCGAGACAGGCAGAGCCGAGGAAUAUCUAAGAAGUCUUGAUCAGGCGUACAAGAGGGCUCGACUCGCGAUAUCGGAUCCCCUCAGCUCGGCAAUCUUCUUCCAUCGGGAGAUCUCCAUGUUCUUCCAGUACUACGUGAUGGUUGGGAAGGAUUCGGUAUUCGGGCGGGUCAGCCAGUACUAUGGGGCAGUAGAGACCAAUGAAAGGGGCGCGCUCCACCUCCACGGCCUCCUCUGGCUGCAGGGUAAUAUGUAUCUGAGUUCCCUUCUCAGCGACGUUCAAGGAGAGGAGCAAGCGGCAUAUCGGCAGCGAGUGACCGAGUAUGUUGACAGUGUCUUUAUGGAGGAUCUCGAUGAGGAGUCUUUCGCGAGAGUGCGAGCAGGGAGAUCGGUGACGUCUGACGUGUCGUCACUAUUGGAGAGAGCAUUCCAAUUUCCCCCGACUUUCGAAGAAGAAGCGAACUUCUGCGCAGGUGCCACACAAAUUCACACGCAUAGCCCUACAUGCGUCAAGUACGCGAUCGGGAGACGCGGAACGAAGCAGAAUCCUUGCCGAUUCGGGGCGCCUUGGAAACCAGUGGAGAAGACUUACUUUGACGAAGACGGGCUAUUGCGGCUUCGACGCAGCCACAGCCUGGUGAACCGAUGGAACAAGGUAAUGGCAGUGGGGCUGCGACACAACCACGAUAUAUCCUUCAUUGUGACAAAAUGUAAGGGUCUGGCGCUCGUUUACUACGUGACCAACUACGCCACCAAAGUGGAGGAUCCGGUGUGGAAGCGUGUGGUGGCAACCAAAGAACUAAUUCGGCUCCUGGGCGAUGAUGGUACUGGGGAUCAGUCGAGCAACGGGCGAGGUCGAACCGAGGGCGACAACCGUCACAGUCAAGCGCGCCGAUUUCUGCUGCGAAUGGCCAACAGAAUCUUCACGGAACGGGCGUUGUCGCAGGUCGAGGUGUUGGCCCAUUUUCAGGGAUACGAGACAGAACUUACAAACAGCACCGCCUGGACGUUUCUGAACGUCUGCACUCUCUACUGGCACAUCUUCCGGCGAUGGCCCCUCCUGCGCCGUGCGGCCGGCGAGGGCGAGCUGGACGAGUCGAUCGGGGAGACGGUGCUGCUGGGAAAAGCCGGACAGAGGAUCUCGCUGUUGCAAGCUUACCCGUACCGCGGUCAGCGACUGGAAGGGUUAGCUCUUUACGACUAUAUGUCGGUCGUCAAAUUGAAGCGGAAGGGGGGAUGCGUCCGCUCGGGUGAAGUGGAACUAGACAGGGCCUGGCCAUUGUCGGCAUCGUGGAUCCAGACACUGCGGCAUCCAAACCAGCUUGCGGCGGUCUGCUUAGAUGGCUAUUUAGGCAUGGAUUUUACUGAGGAGGAUGAUUCCUACUACAGGAGAGCAGCAGUACAACACCUUGGCCUCUUCAUUCCUUGGCAUGCUUUCCUGUGCGAGUCAUCUGGCGAGAUAAACAGGAUUUGGGAGACAAAGAAGACAUGCCUCUCCAAGCGCAUGACGCGGCUAGCGGACAACAUCCAGUUGCUGCGGCGUUCGGCCGAGGACGUGGCGCGGGAUGCCAGGCAGUGGGCGGCAUUGUCCGGCGAAGGAGAUCCCACUGCCGACGCAGUCGGAUCAGGCAGUACAGAAGGGCACGACGCACAGGGCGUAGAGCACCGGCCUGGUGGUGUCGGUUUGGCGACCCGCCUGAUAGACGUGCUAAGGAAUGCGAUGACGAGAAAAGAGAUCACAGCCGGCUCAAAAGAGAUCUCUUCUAUGGUUGAGCAAAUGUACCGCUUCCAAGCGACUGCCCUCGACUCCACCGACGACCUUCGCGCUACGGUCAUCCCUGAUCAUGAUGCGCACAUCCUAGGAGGUUCAAUCUCGCGGGCAGAGAUCCCCCGGCAGGAGCAGCUGAGAUCCAUCAAGUCGCAGCAAAACGGUCUCUCCCGCGAACAGGAGAAGAUGAUCCAGGGACUGCAGAAUCAGUUGGGCGGCACAGCAGCCGCCGACGGAGUCGCGGCGCACAGCGGGUCCGACAGGCUCGGCCAGCAAGACGAUCCUACCACGCAUGCCGAUCAAAGGGGCCCAUCUCGGGAUACGGGUCCAUCGACGGGCGUUAUGUUCGGCGCAUCCACAUCCUUUUGCGAGACCGGAAGGUAA